Paramisgurnus dabryanus is the source of this 7898-nucleotide messenger RNA. Its product is annotated as protein NLRC3-like. Gene Ontology annotation, molecular function: protein binding. Lineage: Eukaryota; Metazoa; Chordata; Actinopteri; Cypriniformes; Cobitidae. The record is from RefSeq and is a predicted model, not a curated record.
AUGUUUAUAUUUUCCAAUCGCCAUUUUGAUUUAUAGGGAUAUAAUAAGCGCGUUUAUCCUCACCACACCGAUCAUCAAACUGAUUAAUACAACGUCUAUUAAAGGACAUUCAGGUAUUGUCGCGUGUGUAGUUGAUGUUUAAGGUUGAGGAUUUUGAGGAUGUGAAUCCAGUCAGAUUUAUCAGUUUUGGAGAUAAGAUUGAUCAGAUUCACCUCUGCAGCUCCAUCAUGGAUCAAACACAAACAUCAACAGAUGAAGAUUUUUCUCCAGGAUGCAGUAUUAAACGUGUGUUAUAGUUCAGAUCAUCAGAAGAGAUCAGAUUCAGAAUUCAGCUGUGUCUCUAUGAAGAGUGACGCGUCUAUGGGUCAUCCAAUAAACUUUAAGAGAGAGGAGACAAGGCCUGAUAGCAGUUCAGAUCAUCAGAAGAGAUCAGAUCCAGAGUCCAGCUGUGUAUCUAUGAAGAGUGACGCGUCUAUGGGUCAUCCAAUAAACUUAAAGAGAAAGGAGACAAGGCCUGAUAGCAUACGAAUCAGAAGAAAACCUGACUGUAAGAGGAGGAAGAUUGAGGAACAAUCUGAGAGUCAACUACAAGAGAGUCCUCAUUUCAGCCUAAAAACAUUCAGAUCAAAUCUAAGGAAGAAGUUUGAGUGUUUGUCUGAGGUAACAUCAAAUGAGAGAAACCCAACACCACUGAAUGAGAUCUACACAGAGCUCUACAUCACAGAGAGUGAAAGUGGAGAGAUCAGUAAUGAACAUGAGGUGAGACAGAUUGAGACACAAUCCAGAAGAACAACAACAGAGGAGACACCAAUCAAAUGUAAUGACAUCUUUAAACCUUUACCUGAACAACACAAACACAUCAGAAGUGUGCUGACAAAGGGAGUUGCUGGCAUUGGAAAAACAGUCUCUGUACAGAAGUUCAUUCUGGACUGGGCUGAAGAGAAAGAAAAUCAGGACGUCCACCUCAUAUUUCCACUUCCUUUCAGAGAGAUCAAUUUGAUGAAGGACAAAACACUCAGUCUUUUAGAUCUUCUUCAUCUUUUCUUCCCAGAGACAAAAGAAAUGGAAAUCUUCAGUGAUGAAUAUAAAGUGUUGUUCAUCUUUGAUGGUUUGGAUGAGUGUCGUCUGUCUCUGGAUUUUCACAGCAGUGUGAGGUUGUGUGAUGUAAAUGAAUCAACCUCAGUGGACGUGAUGCUGACAAACCUCAUCAAGGGGAAUCUGUGUCCCUCUGCUCUCAUCUGGAUCACCUCCAGACCAGCAGCAGCUGAUCUCAUCCCCUCUGAGUGUGUUGAUCGAGUCACAGAGGUACGAGGCUUCAGUGAUCCACAGAAGGAGGAAUACUUCAGGAAGAGAAUCAGUGAUGAGUGUCUGUCUGAUCAAAUCAUCUCACACCUGAAGUCAUCCAGGAGUCUCUACAUCAUGUGUCACAUCCCAGUGUUCUGCUGGAUUUCAGUCACUGUUCUAGAAAAAAUGUUGAGUGAAUCAAAGAAAAGAGAGAUCCCCAAGACUCUCACUCAAAUGUACACACACUUCCUGAUCAUUCAGACAAACAUCAAACAUCAGAAGGACUAUGAGAAGAAAGUAAAGGAUGAAGAGAUGAUCUUUAAACUGGGUAAACUGGCUUUUGAGCAUCUUGUGAAAGGCAAUCUGAUCUUCUAUGAUGAAGACCUGAGAGAGUGUGGCAUUGAUGUAGCAGAAGCAUCAGUGUACUCAGGAUUGUGUACUCAGAUCUUCAGAGAGGAGAUUGUCUUGUGUCAGGGGAAAGUUUACUGCUUUGUUCAUCUCAGCAUCCAGGAACAUCUAGCAGCUCUUUAUGCUCAUAUCUCCUUCACAAACAACAACACAAAUGUGUUUGAUAAAAUGAAGAAACAAACUCAAAGAGAAAAGAUUUCAGUGUCUGAUCUGUAUCAGAGAGCUGUGGAUGAGGCUCUAAAGAGUAAAAAUGGACAUUUUGAUAUUUUUCUUCGUUUUUUUCUGGGUUUGUCAUUGGAGUCAAAUCAGAAUCUCUUACGAGGUUUGAUGACACAGACAGAUCAAAGCUCUCACAGCAAUGAGAAAACAGUUGAGUAUAUCAAGAAGAAGAUCAGGAGCACUCAAUCUCCAGAGAAAUUUAUCAAUCUGUUUCAUUGUCUGAAUGAACUGGAUGAUCAUUCACUAGUGGAGGAAAUCCAACAUCAUCUGAAAUCUGGAACAUUAAGUGAAGCCAAACUCUCUUCAUCUCAGUGGUCAGCUGUAGUUUUUGUGUUGUUGACAUCAGAACAGAAGAUGGAUGAGUUUAAUAUGAAUCAUUUUGUUAGAGGAGAAAACAAAGCCGAAAGACUGAAAGUUUUUAAGAAGCUGCUGCCUGUGAUUUGUGAAUCCAGAUCAGUUCAGUUGUGUGGUUGUAAUAUCACAGCUAAAGGUUGUGUUGCUCUGACUUCAGCUCUGAGAUCAAACCCAUCACACCUGACACAUCUGAAUCUGUCUGAGAAUAACCUAGGAGAUUCAGGAGUGAAGCUGAUCUCUGAAGUACUGAAGAAUCCUGACUGUAAACUGAAGAUACUAGAGUUGUGUAAGUGUGAUAUCACAGAUGAAGGUUGUGUUGCUCUGACUUCAGCUCUGAGAUCAAACCCAUCACACCUGACACAUCUGAAUCUGUCUGAGAAUAACCUAGGAGAUUCAGGAGUGAAGCUGAUCUCUGAAGUACUGAAGAAUCCUGACUGUAAACUGGAGAUACUGAAGACUGACAUGCAAUGUUAAAGAUGUAAAGAUGUCUGUCUGAUCUUCAGUAUGAUCUGAUGGUGAAUAAGAAGACACAAUAGUGACAUCACAGACACUUUCUCCUAACCGUAUGAGUUGAUUAUUCAGUACCGGAUCUGAUCUGUGACUUUAUCCAAAUCUGACUUUGAGGUAUUGGAGGUAAAUCCUCAUCUUAACUCAGCUUCUGUCUACACAUUUCCUAUAAGCGCGAUUUCGUCAGUGUAAGAGGAGCAAGAAAUCCCAUAGGAUCAUAAACUGAAGUAAAUACUGACAAGAUUUCUCUUCUUCUACACUGUUGGGUUUUUUUGAAUGUCUGUUUUUUUAGUUUAGCUAAAAAAUCGAUUAUUUCAUUGUUUUUCCACAUUAUCGGCCCAAAUCUUAAAAUGGAACGUUGCGACUUCCGACUCAUUUCGCCAGAGCAGGUCACAUAUUUUAAAUUUACGCUCCUCGGAAGAGAGGUUGCCGGCUGCUACUUCACACCACCUUUAAUGCACUUUGCGCAACUUGCUAAACUAACGUUUUAGUAUCAGUUUAGAAUUGCAUGAUUAAAAAACAGACUAAAUUAAUUAAUUCAUUCAUUUAUUCAUUUAUAAAUCCAUUUUCCAAAUCCCUAAAUUCAGGUGUUUUAAUCACUUCCAGUGAAAGGAACUCUUAAUGCUUUACCAUACCUAUACAUUUUGGUCAAUUUCCUGCUCCCGACCUUGUGGGAACAAUUUCGGGAUGGCCCCUUCCUGUUCCAACAUGACUGCGCAACAGUUCACAAAGCAAGGUCCAUAAAGACAUGGAUGAGCGAGUUUGGUGUGGAGGAACUUGACUGGCCUGCAGUCCUGACCUCAACCCAAUAUGUUACUGUUAUACCUGCAAAGGGUGGGCCAACUCUAUAUUAAACCAUAUGAAUUAAGAAUGGCAUGUCAUUCAGGUUCAUGUAUAUAAAGUCCCAAAACAUUUGGCAAUAUACUGUAUUUGUCAAUGAGACAUUGCCUCUGCACUAUACAUCUUUUAUAGUGUAGCAGGAUGACGUCUAGUCAUUGGUUAACGUGUGGUAAAACCAGACCAAUUGGAUGUUGAUUCAGAGGGUAUAAAAGCCCUGAGAGGUUGGGGAGCGAGAUGCGUCAUCCAGUGGUACCGCCCUCUUGGCGGACGCGGGUUUUAUGAAUGAAUGAAUGGUAAGUGUUGGCUGCACGCGUAAAUUCGUGUUUGUGUAAAGUUUUAAUUUUAUUAUAUUUGUGCUAGGAUAAUGCUCGUUCCAUCGGGUGUCUCAUCACCGAGUAUGUGAUGUUCGUAACCUUUGGGAAUGAAUUGGUAUGUAGCCUUACCAUCGUUUAUUCCGGGUAUUUGAGUAUGUUAUGUAAUUAAGUGUUCUGCCUGGCAGGUGACAUGUAGCCUACGCCUUCACGGUGUCCGUAACCACCUUAAAUGGGACGAGUGUUAAUCUGAGAUGACUGCACUGCUGCCUUGCCUGGGUCUCAUUUGCUCAAUUUCAAUUCAAUUCAAUUCAAUUCAAUUUUCAAUUCAAUUCAAUUCAAUUUUAUUUAUAUAGCGCUUUUCACAAAAGUCAAUUGUUUCAAAGCAGCUUUACAUAAAUAGAAGCAGUGAAAAGCACAGAAAAACGACAGAUAGCACAACAAAAUACAUGUUAGCAUGAGCAGUUAAAUUUGCUGCGGCUAUGACUCAAUAUUAUAAGUGCACGUAUUACUAAAGCUACGUAUAGAAGAGGAAGCUAGGUAAAGCCCAAAAUUUGGUAGUUGGACGCUCACAAAUCCGCGACAAUGAUAUUGCCCUCCUUUAGGCUGCUAUAGGACUGAGGUGGGGUGCUUACGGCAUUGACCGGGUGCUGACGGCCUUGACCACGUCAUUUGACUACGGGACUGUGAUCAUGAAGGUCUGAAUUGACUGUUUUAUCCACUGCUUUUAAAGUGCAGCCUUUCUCUCUGGUCGCUGGAAGUACACGUGACCCAACUACCUUCAGCUGCCGCUUAUGGUUGUUUGUCGGUUUAUUAAAUUGCCUUGAUUAUGCUUUUUGUUUUGUUUUAUGUUUUAGUUAUUAAUGUCUGUCUUUUUGUAUAAGUUUAAUUGUUUUGAUUGUAUUUUGUUUGAAGUGAGAUGCGUUGGCUGGGGAUUGAAAUUCACAAAUUGCGGUUUGCUGUUUUGCAGUGAUUCACUAACUUUGCGGUAUUGAGUGUGGGGUGUAAACUACACAAUCCCUGCCAGCAACUCUCACUUUAAUUUUAUUGUCUUUUUUUGUAUGUGUUGUGAAGCUUAAUUUGUGACUCUUGAGGGACGAUUAUUUUUUUUACUCUAUAAAAUAAAGAAUUUAUAUAUUUUUCUAUAUUUGUGUUGUCCUUCUCGCCCCAUCUUUGACAACGAACCUUCGUGCCUUAUGGUUUAAUUUCCCGGUGUAUUCCGGGUGGCGUAGUCGGAAAUUAGUUUCAUUUGCAAUUCCCUUUUUGUAUAUCACCACGCCACAUUUGGCGUAGUCGGCAGGGCUGUCAUAGUCUUGGGGUGAGUUGGAAUUAUUCUUUUAUUUUUGUUUAUUUUGGUUAAGUGUAUCAUAUGUUUUGAAUGCGUUAGUGUAUGUGUAUUUUUUUCUUAAGGCAAGGCAGCAGUGUGUGUCCAGUUGGAAAAGUUCCAGUGAUUGGUGCUUACUACUUCAGGUGGCAAGUCGUUGCGGAAAUGGGGAGGGAAUUAACCUUAGUUUUUAAUUAUACAGUGGUCAUGUUCUAAGCUGGGGUCCCUCAAUAUCUGGGGUGGAACCAGCGGAGAAAUUUUAAAGUCCAGGAGAAGCUCCUGUGGCAGAGGUAAUUAUGACCGUUGUUAAUGCGUUUUAGUGACGGAGUGGCAAGUUGAAGCUAAAUAGGGUAUUGCUGAAGCAGCGGUUGCCUUUGGCUUCAACUGAACGGUAAGGAUGUAAUAAUCCCCCCCAGUGUUAUUGUUUUGUCAGGUGGGGUCUCGCAGAGGGUGCGGUGGAACCACCGGGCGGAUUUUAGAGCGCAGGACUAGUUCUUGCGUUUUGGGGUUGCUUGUCAGGAGUGGACCGUUAAUGUCACUUGCGUUAGGGUAGAGGGAGGGUUUUAGCGUGUGUUUAGCUCUUUCCAGACGUCAUGUGUAAUUCGGGGUAGCUUGGUUUCCAGCCUGGCGAUUGAGACCCGUAGUUAAGUAAUCGUCGGGGCGACGAUUCAUAUUGUGGGGGUGGAAUGUAGCAGGAUGACGUCUAGUCAUUGGUUAACGUGUGGUAAAACCAGACCAAUUGGAUGUUGAUUCAGAGGGUAUAAAAGCCCUGAGAGGUUGGGGAGCGAGAUGCGUCAUCCAGUGGUACCGCCCUCUUGGCGGACGCGGGUUUUAUGAAUGAAUGAAUGGUAAGUGUUGGCUGCACGCGUAAAUUCGUGUUUGUGUAAAGUUUUAAUUUUAAUAUAUUUGUGCUAGGAUAAUGCUCGUUCCAUCGGGUGUCUCAUCACCGAGUAUGUGAUGUUCGUAACCUUUGGGAAUGAAUUGGUAUGUAGCCUUACCAUCGUUUAUUCCGGGUAUUUGAGUAUGUUAUGUAAUUAAGUGUUCUGCCUGGCAGGUGACAUGUAGCCUACGCCUUCACGGUGUCCGUAACCACCUUAAAUGGGACGAGUGUUAAUCUGAGAUGACUGCACUGCUGCCUUGCCUGGGUCUCAUUUGCUCAAUUUGGUAGUUGGACGCUCACGAAUCCGCGACAAUGAUAUUGCCCUCCUUUAGGCUGCUAUAGGACUGAGGUGGGGUGCUUACGGCAUUGACCGGGUGCUGGCGGCCUUGACCACGUCAUUUGACUACGGGACUGUGAUCAUGAAGGUCUGAAUUGACUGUUUUAUCCACUGCUUUUAAAGUGCAGCCUUUCUCUCUGGUCGCUGGAAGUACACGUGACCCAACUACCUUCAGCUGCCGCUUAUGGUUGUUUGUCGGUUUAUUAAAUUGCCUUGAUUAUGCUUUUUGUUUUGUUUUAUGUUUUAGUUAUUAAUGUCUGUCUUUUUGUAUAAGUUUAAUUGUUUUGAUUGUAUUUUGUUUGAAGUGAGAUGCGUUGGCUGGGGAUUGAAAUUCACAAAUUGCGGUUUGCUGUUUUGCAGUGAUUCACUAACUUUGCGGUAUUGAGUGUGGGGUGUAAACUACACAAUCCCUGCCAGCAACUCUCACUUUAAUUUUAUUGUCUUUUUUUGUAUGUGUUGUGAAGCUUAAUUUGUGACUCUUGAGGGACGAUUAUUUUUUUUACUCUAUAAAAUAAAGAAUUUAUAUAUUUUUCUAUAUUUGUGUUGUCCUUCUCGCCCCAUCUUUGACAACGAACCUUCGUGCCUUAUGGUUUAAUUUCCCGGUGUAUUCCGGGUGGCGUAGUCGGAAAUUAGUUUCAUUUGCAAUUCCCUUUUUGUAUAUCACCUUGCCACAAUAGCUUGUAUAAAUAAUCAUAGAUUUUAUGAAAUAUUUUAAAUAUGUACUCAUUAUGGAUAUGUUUUGUGUUACAUAAAGUGUAAAUUUGUCAUAAAGUUCAUUUACUGUUUGCAAGUGUGAUUUGUAUUGUGUAAGCAUAAUGUACAUUAUGAUAAUAUUUGUUAUAUUGUACUAAUUUUCUGUAUGUUCCUAAAAAUGUUAACACCCUUUGGAUGAUCCAGUUUAAUUUGUUGACUUUGCAUUGUACAACAGUGUAUCACCUUUAUGUUCAACAUUUGCUGAUAGAGUCAUAUUAAUGCAUCCUCUUUUAAUUGUAAAGCCUCCUUACAGUUGUCAUGAUUUUCAAUAAUUUUGUGCAAUGCUUUUCCGUAUGCUACAAUAAGAAUGAUUAUUCGUUUGCAUUACUCGAUUAGGAUCUGGGGACUCAUGUAUAAAAUGUUUUGUAGAAACCAUCCUACCUUUGAUCUUACGAUCAUUUAUCAAAAAUGUGCACGCAUGAUUCAUAAACCGCACUUAGGCACAGAAAAUGCAUGUACCUCUUUCUUUCAGAUGUGAAAUUUAAAUUUAUUCUCAAAUGAUCUUGAACUUGUGCGCAGCUGAGCAGUUUCAGACCUCCCCCUUUGUUAUGUCACAGACAUAUAAAAGAGUGCUUGUCUAUCUGUUAUACCCAUUGUCACAUGUAACAUAUGUAAAGAUUUGUUGCUCAAUAAUGACAAUAUAUUUGCACACACAUUUGUUAUAAAUUGAGAUUCAUCUCA